AGCUCCAGCCCCAGACAUGUCCUGCUACACCCCGUGCCGGCCCUGCCAGCCCUGCGGCCCGACCCCGCUGGCCAACAGCUGCAAUGAGCCCUGUGUCAGGCAGUGCCAGGACUCCAAUGUCUUCAUCCAGCCCUCCCCCGUGGUGGUGACCCUGCCCGGGCCCAUCCUCAGCUCCUUCCCACAGAACACCGCCGUGGGAUCCUCCACCUCCGCUGCCGUUGGCAGCAUCCUCAGCUCUCAGGGAGUGCCCAUCAACUCCGGGGGCUUUGGCCUCUCUGGCCUGGGCAGUGGCCUCUGUGGCAGGAGCUGCUUCCCCUGCUAAAGCUGCUGCCCAUGGCCCUGGCAAGGAACCAGGGACACACAGGAUGGAACCGCCCUGGGGACGCAGCAUCGGCUUCUGCUU
This is a messenger RNA of Pseudopipra pipra, 403 nucleotides long. RefSeq names its product feather keratin 1-like. The record is from RefSeq and is a predicted model, not a curated record. Gene Ontology annotation, cellular component: intermediate filament. Gene Ontology annotation, molecular function: structural constituent of cytoskeleton. The transcript has a single exon. NCBI's taxonomy places the organism in Eukaryota, Metazoa, Chordata, Aves, Passeriformes, Pipridae. Bases 17 to 322 code for a protein of 101 amino acids.